Eucalyptus grandis is the source of this 2979-nucleotide messenger RNA. RefSeq names its product receptor-like protein EIX2. The record is from RefSeq and is a predicted model, not a curated record. Lineage: Eukaryota; Viridiplantae; Streptophyta; Magnoliopsida; Myrtales; Myrtaceae. Gene Ontology annotation, molecular function: protein binding. The transcript has a single exon. Bases 1 to 2979 code for a protein of 992 amino acids.
AUGGUCACCGUGAAAGGUUUCUUUCUACUUCUUUCUCUCCCCUUGCUGUCGCAGCUUCUUCCUCUUCACGCCAAUGGAAUAAGCUCCAACACUACCAGUUGCCCCGUGAAGGAAAGACGAGCCCUGUGGAAACUCAAAGCUGGUCUCAAAGACCCGUACGGCUGGCUCUCUUCCUGGACCGGCCGAGAUUGCUGCGAAUGGGUCGGUGUGAGCUGCGACAACGACAUGGGCCGUGUUGUGAAGUUGGAUCUCAGAGGCUCCGACAUAUGCGACGUGGUAGAUGAUGACGAUAAUGCUCCUGAAUCUGCACCAGAAGAUUACAAGCCGUUGUGUCUGAGUGGCCACGUAAGUCCUUCCUUGCUUGCCUUGAAGCACUUGACUUACUUGGAUCUAAGCCACAACAAUUUCCAAGGCAAUCCCAUUCCCAGUUUCAUAGGCUCUCUUAAGAGGCUGACCUAUCUUAAUCUCUCCCAAGCAUCGUUUGGUGGACUAGUCCCUCCCCAGUUGGGGAAUCUCUCGAACUUGCACUAUCUUGAUCUCAGUUCCGAAUUUUCUUCCCAUCAAGCGCUCCGAGUGUCGGAUUUAAAUUGGCUUUCUGGUCUCUCUUCUUUGAACUACCUUAACUUGGGAGGCGUCAAUCUCCGGAAGGGAUCUGCUCGUUGGCCGGAGUACGUUAACAUGCUUCCUUCUCUAAUGGAGUUGCACUUGGUGGAAUGUCAGCUCUCUGAGUUCCCUAAAUCUCUGUCAUCUGCAAACUUCACAUCGCUUUCGGUUCUUGAUCUCUCUUUCAACAACUUCAACUCCACAAUCCCUCGGUGGGUUUUCAACAUCACAACUCUUCUUGAGCUCACGCUCGAAGUUUCUGAACUCGAGGGCUCCAUUCCCGCUUUUGCGGAGGGUGCGCUGUGCGGCCUGCAGAAGCUGGACUUGUUCUUGAAUAACUUGACAGGAAACAUAAGAGAGGUUGCAGUGGGCUUGUCUGGAUGCAAUAAUAGCAGCUUAGAGACGCUAGAUUUGAGUUGUAACAACUUCAACGGUCCGUUGCCCGACUCUCUGGGAUUGCACAAAUAUUUAAGAGUUCUUCAACUCUCCGUAAAUUCCAUCUGGGGACCGAUCCCGAGUUCUCUAGGAAAUCUGUCACGUUUGGUUGAGAUGGACUUGUCCGCCAAUAAUAUGAAUGGUACCAUACCAGAAAGCAUAGGACAACUGUCGAAGCUGACCACUUUGGCCCUAGCUCGGAAUUCUUGGGAAGGUAUUGUUACGGAAAGUCACCUUCUUAAUCUAAAAGAGUUGGAGAGUCUCAGCCUAUCAUCCUAUCGGGCUAGUUCACUGAAGUUCAGAUUCACCCGAGGCUGGGUUCCCGAUUUCAAUUUAAGUUCCAUCGAGAUUAAGAAUUGCCAGUUGGGUUCGGACUUUCCCAAAUGGUUGAAGAAUCAGAAGAAACUGUCAAGCAUGACCCUUUCAGGAGCUGCGAUUUCGGGCACGGUGCCCGAUUGGCUGUGGGAACUGUCUCGACAACUUGGGAUACUAGAUCUUUCCCAAAAUCGUAUAGUGGGGAAACUUCCCAGAUUCUUAGAUUUCGGUUUUGAAGCUACAGUCAACUUAGCUUCCAACCGGUUGGAGGGUUCAUUUCCGUUCUGGUUGAAUGUGCGCGAACUCUCUUUGAAAAACAACUUGGUUUCAGGACCUAUACCAGCAAAUGUCGACCACCACAUGUCGGGCUUGGAUUACCUGGAUGUGGCGUACAACUUACUCACCGGUGACCUACCUUCUUCAGUGAGCAAGCUGAAGAAUCUGGUUUAUCUUGAUUUAUCAAACAACGCUCUUUCUGGAGAUAUUUACGCCGGGUGGGCCGUUAUGCCGAAACUGAAGAUCUUGGAUCUUUCAGAGAACAAUUUCUCUGGUCACAUUCCCUGCCAAAUGUGCUCAUUACUACCUUCCCUUGAAUGGCUAAAGCUGAGCACCAACAAUAUUUCUGGGAAGUUGCCCUCUUGCUCGUUAAACUGCACUGGCCUGUCCACACUCGAUCUAGGGAAAAACAGACUUCAUGGGUUAAUCCCGCGGUGGACUGAAGAAAGCUUAAAUAAGUUAUCAGAAUUGAUUCUCCAGUCCAAUAGUUUCAGCGGAAGAAUUCCUGAACAACUGUGCAACUCUCUGAACCUGCAUGUCUUGGACCUCACCAAUAACAACUUGUUUGGAUCGAUUCCCAAAUGUUUCGGAAAUAUGUCAGGGAUGAAACUUUUAGGGAUGGAAUUUUCUGACACUCCCACCUUUCUGACAAACUCGGAAGUCCAUAUUUAUUACUCUGGAAGCCUCGAGUUAAACAUGAAGGGAAGGCCGAUGGAGUAUUUUGAAUUGAUUCCGUUGGUGAAGAUGAUAGACCUUUCGAGGAAUAAGCUCUCAGGGGAAAUUCCUCCAGAGAUAUCAAAUCUCUCCGCAUUGAAGACAUUGAACUUGUCGAACAACAAACUGAUGGGAAGCAUACCGGGCAAAAUAUCAAGGUUGAAACAGUUGGAAACUCUCGACCUCUCAUUCAACCGCCUGUCAGGCCAAAUUCCUCCCGGCAUGUCUUCCAUGACAUUCUUGAACAGUUUGAACUUGUCAUACAACAACUUGGACGGCGAAAUUCCUAGAGGCAACCAGUUCACUACAUUCAAUCCAUCCAGCUUUGAGGGAAAUCCAGGCCUCUGUGGGUUUCCGUUGUCGCGAAAUUGCUCGACUCCGACGGGGCUGGAUGCACAAGAUCAGGACGACGAAGAUAAAGGAAAUGAGGAAGAUGAUCACGGAGAAUUAUGGUUCUACACAAGCAUCGUACUAGGAUUUUUGGUGGGAUUCUGGUCCGUUUGCGGCACGCUGGUGAUAAAAAGUUCCUGGAGACAAGCUUAUUUUAGAUUUGCAGAUAAGAUGAAGGACAAGCUCUAUUUGGCCGUCCAACUGAAAACAGCUUGGUUGCGGCGGAACUGGGAGAACAGAACCUGA